Molecule: messenger RNA, 1552 nt
Organism: Corythoichthys intestinalis (scribbled pipefish)
Lineage: Eukaryota; Metazoa; Chordata; Actinopteri; Syngnathiformes; Syngnathidae
Gene: dnase1
Product: deoxyribonuclease I
Exons: 8
Coding region: 1-843 (280 amino acids)
Biological process (GO): DNA catabolic process
Cellular component (GO): nucleus
Molecular function (GO): deoxyribonuclease I activity; DNA binding
Source: RefSeq, a predicted model, not a curated record
AUGAACCAGGUGUACAAUUUGGUCCUCAUUUUGACCCUGGCACAUCUAUCGUCAUCUUUGCUGUUGGGAGCCUUCAACAUAAAGUCUUUUGGUGACAAGAAAGCCUCCAACACAACCUUGAUGGAGCUCAUCAGUAAGAUUGUCCACCGCUAUGACAUCAUUUUGAUCCAGGAGGUCCGAGACAAGGACCUCUCAGCCACCAAGAAACUCAUGCAGCAUGUCAACAAAGGUACUCCACAAUUUAGGUACAAGCAUAUCGUCAGUGAACCCUUGGGUCGUAGUUCCUACAAGGAACGAUAUCUUUUCCUAUACAGGGAGGAGACAGUUUCAGUGGCCAAAAGCUAUACUUAUGAUGACGGUUGUGAGCCCUGUGGGACAGAUACUUUCAUGAGAGAGCCCUUUGUUGUCAUGUUCUCCUCCAAUGGCACUGUUGUUAGGAACUUUGUUCUGAUCCCACAACACACUUCGCCAGACUAUGCCUUGCAUGAAGUAGACGAACUGUAUGACGUGGUGAUUGAUGUCCGGGCAAGAUGGAACACUAACGACAUCAUUCUUCUGGGGGACUUCAAUACCGAUUGCAGUUAUGUCACAGGCUCAGAGUGGAUGCAGAUCCGCCUCUUUACAGACAAGAGUUUCCAUUGGUUGAUCCGAAAUGAGGCCGACACCACAGUGUCACACACUGACUGUGCUUAUGACAGGAUUGUGGUGACUGAUGACAUGAUAAAGGGGGUCUCAGACCAGAGUGCUAAGGUUUAUGACUUCAUGGUGGAUCUGAAUCUCAGCUUCAGUUUGGCAAUGGCUGUCAGUGACCAUUUUCCUGUCGAGGUGAAGCUUAUUGUUUGAGCCUGUUACCGCCUGAACCAAAAGCAUCAAGGCAAUGGACAAUGGAAUUCUCUUAUUCCCAAUCUAUGAUUUUCCUGGGACACAAGAAUUAAAAAAAAAAAAACAACAACAAUACUGCUGUUUAUUGAACAGUAGCAGUAACUGUCUUCUUAACUUAAUGCAUAUCUCAGACGUUUUACACAAACACUAGGUGAAGAUCCAAACAGGAUUUACUCGAGCUAUUUGUAAACAUUUUAAAUGACUACCAAUAGGGGUGUAAAAGUACACAAAAAUCUCGGUUCGGUACGUACCUCGGUUUUGAGGUCACUGUUCGGUUCAUUUUUGGUACAGUAAGAAAACAAAAUGCAAAAUAUAAAUGUGCAAGUUGUUUAUUACACACCUUUGUGCUUUCAACAAUAGGAACAUUAGCCUAUACAAAGCUAGAAUUCUGCUCAAAAAUUAGCGGUUAUUUAAAGAUAAUUCAACAACAAUUUGCCUUUCAGACCCCACGUAUUGGUCAGCUUUCUUUUUGAAAGAAAGAAGAAAAAAGAAGUCCUGUGCUAAAGAGAAAAGCAAUCCCAAUGACAAAGAUUUUAACAUGUAUUUUACAAACGAAAUGCCUCAAUGAAUCGUUUUUUUUUUCUUCUUAUGAACGGUUUUCAAAAGCUUUAUUGGUGGAUUUUCUCAAGUUAAAGCGCCACACAGAAAUUAAUAAAUUGUGUAAGCAGGA